This is a messenger RNA of Racocetra persica, 1167 nucleotides long. Lineage: Eukaryota; Fungi; Glomeromycota; Glomeromycetes; Diversisporales; Gigasporaceae. The record is from the annotation of a GenBank genome assembly.
AUGACUUCAAAAACUAGUAAACUUAUUAAAGGCACAAAGGUCGGUGAGAGGCCUACAACACGAGCGUCAACGAGGACUGAAAUUCCUUAUAAAUGCGACACUGACUCCGAAAAGUCACAAAUAAUUUUCACAAACAAGCAGACCGACACUGCUACGCCGUCGGCGACUAUAUCUGCAGCGACAACGCGCGCUAGUUCUGUCGACCCUCCGCGACAACUCUCAGAAAGCCUAACGAAGGUUAAAAGGCGGAAUUGCCAAAGUAAUAAAAAAGACGGAGUGGUUCACAAAAAAACCAGUAAGACAAAGAAAAGUACUGGAAAAACAAUCGAACUAGACUACUCUAGUCACCCAUCAGAUGAUGAAGACGAUUUGGCGAAAAAGCGCGCAUACCGGGCUAUAGAAAGACGUGCCCGAGAAAAGGUUUGUGAAUUUAUUAAUAUAAAGGCUAGUGUUUUGGCUUAUAAAAAGAAGGAACUUGAGGAAGAGUAUCUAUCGUUAAUCGAGAAGACACAUCCAGCAUAUGUGGAAAACAUAGGGAGACUCGACGAAGAACAUCAGAAAAUGCAGCAACUUCUCGAAAAUAACCGUUUACUGGAGAUUCAACAAAGCCAAAAUUUGUACGAAUCACAAGUUUCGCAAAUACGUCACGUAGCUUUGCAUGAGAGACGUAUCGCAAGAGAAGCUAUUUUACAUGACAUUGAAGUCAGGAAAUAUAGGCUAAUAAAGGAACAUAAGGACUUUGACAAAAAGGACCCUCGGGAUUUAAUGAUCGAUCUGGUCGUAAGGAACGACCAAACACAACCUGCGUUGACAAGUGUUGAAAAUAGUCAACGUCGUAUUUUUUUUUUAAAUAUCCUUUUAUUCCCAAGUGAAACAAAAUUAAGUAAAGAUGAAAUUGAAGACGAUUUUGUUGCAAUGCAGUUGUAUACUCGAACGAAGCCGUUAUCAAUUCCAUCACCACAACCUAAUAAUAUUACGGUUGGCAGCACGCAUAUCUCAUCAAAAUAUGUAGACUCUGCACCUCACUCUCGUCCAUCCCAGCCUUCCGUCUCCUCAAACAAUAUGCGAAACUAUGUAUCAUUAACAGGCUCAGCAACAAAAUGGGUGAAUGUAAAUAGGCAGCCGACUUUAGAGCAUUCUACAAACCGGAUUAAUGGGCGAGAGUGA